CACAACCUGCGAGAGAAGCUGCCCAACCCUCUGCGCUCAGCCUCAGCAUCCGCCUAGUAACCCACGGUCCACACACCCCCACCCCGGCUCCCAACCGGUGACAAAUCCUCUUUGCCUCGGGCACCCUUCCGGAGCAGGAGGGGGCUCCGGGCUCUGGCGCCGGAGCAGGGAGAGUUAACCCGACCCGGGCAGCAGAGGCCGAGGGCCGGACCGCGGAGAGCGCCUCCCAUUGGCCGCGGAGCCGGCUCUACGCUGAUUGGCAGAGGCGCUCGGCUGCAGCUCUAGCAGAGUCCUUAUUGGCGCUGGGUUCCUGGGACUGGAGUGUGGCGGCCCGGCCUCCGCAGGCUACUCUGGUGAAGCCUGGACUGCAAAAGCCAGAUGUUGCCCUGAUAUCCAUCUCUGCUGUCUGUGGCCACUGCUUACCCCUACCAUGGACUUCUUGAUGAGUGGUCUGGCAGCCUGCGGAGCCUGUGUGUUCACCAAUCCCCUGGAGGUUGUGAAGAUCAGAAUGCAACUGCAGGGUGAACUGAAAGCCCCGGGCACCUACCAGCGCCACUACCGAAACGUCUUCCACGCCUUCUUCAUCAUCGGCAAGGUAGAUGGCCUGGCUGCCCUGCAGAAGGGCCUGGCCCCUGCACUCUUGUACCAGUUCCUUAUGAAUGGCAUCAGACUGGGCACCUACGGGCUGGCAGAGGCUAAGGGAUACCUGCGCACGGCUGAAGGCACCAUCAGCCCAGUCCGGAGUGCUGCAGCUGGGGCCCUGGCUGGAGUCAUGGGAGCCUAUCUGGGGAGCCCCAUCUACAUGGUGAAGACACACCUACAGGCACAGGCAGCCUCUGAAAUUGCUGUAGGGCACCAGUAUAAGCAUCAGGGCAUGUUUCAGGCACUAACAGAGAUUGGCCAGAAACAUGGUCUGGUGGGGUUGUGGCGUGGGGCCGUGGGCGGCCUUCCCAGAGUUCUCGUCGGUUCUUCUACCCAGCUGUGCACCUUCUCAUCUACCAAGGACCUCUUGAGCCAGUGGGAGAUCUUUCCUCCCCAGAGCUGGAAAGUGGCUCUGGCAGCUGCCAUGGUGAGUGGCAUCGCAGUAGUCCUGGCCAUGACACCCUUUGAUGUAGCCAGUACAAGGCUCUAUAACCAACCCACAGAUACUCAGGGCAAGGGCCUCAUGUACCGGGGGAUCCUGGAUGCUCUGCUGCAGACAGCUCGGACAGAGGGCAUUUUGGGCAUGUACAAGGGUAUAGGUGCCUCCUAUUUUCGCCUUGGCCCCCAUACCAUCCUCUCCCUCUUCUUCUGGGAUCAGCUGCGCUUCUUCUACCACUCAUACACUAAAUAACAGUCACUUUCCUAUACUCCAAAUCAAUGCUCCUUGGACA
Molecule: messenger RNA, 1373 nt
Organism: Nannospalax galili (Upper Galilee mountains blind mole rat)
Lineage: Eukaryota; Metazoa; Chordata; Mammalia; Rodentia; Spalacidae
Gene: Slc25a35
Product: solute carrier family 25 member 35
Exons: 6
Coding region: 431-1333 (300 amino acids)
Source: RefSeq, a predicted model, not a curated record